Myxozyma melibiosi is the source of this 2390-nucleotide messenger RNA. RefSeq names its product Icl1 isocitrate lyase. The transcript is spliced from 3 exons. Gene Ontology annotation, molecular function: isocitrate lyase activity. NCBI's taxonomy places the organism in Eukaryota, Fungi, Ascomycota, Lipomycetes, Lipomycetales, Lipomycetaceae. The coding region runs from base 354 to 1982 and encodes 542 amino acids. Gene Ontology annotation, biological process: carboxylic acid metabolic process. The record is from RefSeq and is a predicted model, not a curated record.
CCUGUGCAAUACUAUAUCUGAACUCUACCGCGCCCGCGGUAUAACUGCGCGCUGGGGUCCGAGCCGGCGCCGACGGGCCGCCAUUCAUGCGGGGACGGCGUCGGCACACGUGAGAAGAGAAUUACUCACAGGGCGCAGAGAGCAGAGGGCGAAAAGGCAGAAAACAAGGAGAGUUGAGGGCAGAGAAGAGUCUGACCGCGGCUCGCCGUCCCUUCGCCCGGCGUACAACGAUAGACUACAAAUACAUAUACCCUUCCUCGGCCCUUCUUUGUUUCCCCACACCCCUUCCUUUCAUCUUCUCUCUCUUUCUCUUCUAUCUUCUGUUCUCUUACACUAUCUUCACUAUCCUCGCCAUGGCAUACUCUACAAUCGACCUCGACGCCGAGCAGCGCCAGUACGAGGCUGACGUCGCCGCCGUCAAAAAGUGGUGGGCCGAUCCCCGAUGGAAACACACCAAGCGCGUCUACACCGCUGAAUCCAUCGUCCAGAAGCGUGGCUCUCUCAAGAUCUCCUACCCUUCCAGCGAUAUGAGUAAAAAGCUCUUUGCUCUCUUGCAGGAGCACGACAAGAACAAAUCCGUAUCAUUCACCUUUGGUGCUCUCGACCCCAUCCACGUCGCUCAGAUGGCGAAAUACCUAGACUCCAUCUACGUCUCUGGCUGGCAAUGCUCCUCCACGGCCUCGACCUCGAACGAGCCCUCGCCCGACCUCGCUGACUACCCGAUGGACACCGUCCCAAACAAAGUUGAGCACCUCUGGUUCGCGCAGCUCUUCCACGACCGCAAGCAGCGCGAGAGCCGUCUCUCCGUCUCACCCUCCGAGCGCGCAAAGCUCAACUACAUUGACUUUCUGCGCCCGCUCAUCGCCGACGCUGAUACCGGCCACGGCGGCAUCACUGCCAUUCUCAAGCUCACAAAGAUGUUCAUCGAGCGCGGCGCUGCUGGUAUUCAUAUCGAGGACCAGGCGCCUGGAACUAAAAAGUGCGGACACAUGGCGGGCAAAGUGCUCGUCCCGACCUCUGAGCACAUCAACCGUCUUGUCGCGAUCCGCGCGCAGGCCGACAUCAUGGGCGUCGACUUGCUCGCGAUCGCGCGGACAGACUCCGAGGCGGCGACGCUCAUCACCUCGACGAUCGACUACCGCGACCACCCGUUCAUCCUCGGCUCGACGAACCCCACGCUGCCCGACCUCGUCACGAUCAUGAUCAAGGCCGAGCAAGCGGGCAAGCAAGGCGCCGAUCUGCAAAAGAUCGAGGACGAGUGGAUCGCGGUUGCGGGAAUCAAGACCUACAAGGACGCCGUGAUUGACGCCAUCAAGAGCGGCUCGUUCGCUUCCAAGGACGCGCUGGUUUCAAAGUUCGAGUCCGCAAUCAAGGGCAAGUCGAACGAAGAGGCUCGCAUCAUCGCAAAGCAGCUCACGGGACUCGACGUUUUCUGGAACUGGGACGCGCCGCGCACGCGCGAGGGAUACUACCGCAUCCAGGGCGGCACCGCCUACGCGGUCGCGCGCGCGGUCGCGUAUGCUCCCUACGCGGACUUGCUGUGGAUGGAGAGCAAGUACCCGGACUACAAGCAGGCUGAGGACUUUGCGCUCGGCGUCAAGGCCGUGCACCCGCACCAGUGGCUCGCGUACAACCUCUCGCCCUCGUUCAACUGGACGACCGCGAUGGCGGUCGAGGACCAAGAGACGUAUAUCAAGCGAUUGGGCAAGCUCGGGUACGUCUGGCAGUUCAUCACGCUCGCGGGCCUGCACACGACCGCGCUCGCGGUCGACGACUUCUCGCGCAAGUACGCCGAGAUCGGCAUGCGCGCGUACGGCCAGUACGUGCAGCAGCCCGAGAUCGAUCUCGGAGUCGAGGUCGUCAAGCAUCAGAAGUGGUCUGGCGCGGAGUACAUUGAUUCGCUGUUGAAGAUGGUGCAGGGCGGCGUGAGCAGUACGGCUGCGAUGGGCAAGGGCGUUACGGAGGAGCAGUUUAAGCAUUGAUUACGCGAAUAAAAUGCGGUGUUCUGUUUUAGUUUUGUGGUUUUUCUGUUUUAUCGUAUCGUUUUUCAAGGAACUUAAAAGCGCUUGCAUUUGAGGUUGCUUCAAUGAAUAUCAGUAUCAACUAUCGAGAUCAUCUACGUCAUUGUCGGAUGUCUGGUUUUCGGAUUUUAGAAGCUGCCGGUUAAAAGAAGGACAGUCUAUGAAUAGAAGAUCAUUCUGCGCAGAGUGCUCCAAAUCAGAAUACAAAUACAGUCAGCCAUUGAUAAUACUAUGACAAAAGUCUCCAACACUUUUCCAGUCUGCUGUUAUUCCUUGAACGCAAUCCCCAAACUAGCAACUCCGGCGGGAUCUGCGAACCCUAUUCCACUUCAAUGAAAAAUAAAAAAAAAAAUAAAAAAAAAUAAAAAA